AUAAUGCCUCCUCUCCAGCUGGGUGGGAGAGAAGGGGAAGCCAGGGAGCGCUUGUUGACCGGCAGUCCAGAUGGGGGGCAAGAGAGUUUGCAUCGUGGGCUCCGGCAACUGGGGUUCGGCUAUUGCCAAGAUUGUGGGUAGCAAUGCUGCCAAACUGGACAAGUUUGACACCACAGUGAACAUGUGGGUGUUUGAGGAAGAGAUUGGUGGUAAGAAACUCACUGAGAUCAUCAACACACAGCAUGAGAAUGUCAAGUAUUUGCCAGGCCACAAGCUUCCACCCAACGUGGUGGCAGUGCCAGAUGUGGUGAUGGCUUCAGCUGAUGCGGACAUCCUCAUCUUCGUAGUGCCACAUCAAUUCAUUAGGAAACUUUGUGACCAAUUGAAAGGCCAUAUCAAGAAGGAAGCAAGAGGAGUCUCGCUCAUCAAGGGUGUGGAUGAAGGACCUGAUGGGCUGAAGCUGAUAUCAGACGUCAUCUGUGAGCAGCUUGGCAUCGAAAUGAGUGUGCUUAUGGGGGCCAACAUUGCCAACGAGGUGGCAGAUGAGAAGUUUUGUGAGACUACCAUUGGCUGCAAGAACCUAGAGCAUGGACAGAUCCUGAAAGAACUGAUGCAGACACCCAAUUUCCGAGUCACUGUGGUGCAAGAAGUAGACACAGUAGAGAUCUGUGGUGCUCUCAAGAAUGUGGUGGCUGUUGGGGCUGGUUUCUGUGAUGGGCUGGGCUUUGGAGACAACACCAAGGCAGCUGUAAUCCGUCUAGGUCUGAUGGAGAUGAUUGCCUUUGCCAAACUCUUCUGCAAGGGCUCUGUCACUUCUGUCACCUUCCUGGAGAGCUGCGGGAUUGCUGACCUAAUCACUACCUGCUAUGGAGGCCGUAACCGCAAAGUGGCUGAAGCUUUUGCCAAGACCAGCAAGUCUAUUGAACAACUGGAGAAGGAGAUGCUCAAUGGGCAGAAGCUGCAAGGCCCUCAGACAUCGGCAGAACUGAACCACAUCCUCAAGAACAAGAAUCUGGUUGACAAAUUUCCACUCUUCACUGCUGUCUACGAGAUCUGCUACAAAGGCAAACCUGUGUCUGACUUUAUUAAAUGCCUGCAAAACCAUCCUGAGCAUUUGUAAUUGGCUUCUAAUCACCCCAUGACGUAAGGGUUAGGAGGAUUGCCUGCUUCACCACUGUCAUCCCAACACAAGAAGAGGGAACUGACGCAGAGCAGGGGCAACCAAAGGAUGCUACACUUAGGACUCACUAUGAUCACUAACCAUGGAAUUACUGGAUCAACUAUUUUACCAGGGAGCCCCUGCCGUCUAUCAAUCCUCCUGUAUAUGACCAUGAAGUUGCCUGGAUUGAUUGAGUCUCUGGUUCUUGCUAGAUUCUAAGUAUCCUGCUUCUUGAUAUCCACAGCAGGCAAAGCUUUGGCUUUUAUCUUCUCUCAAGAGCAGAGAGAGAGAGAGAAUGUCCUUGCCCAUCUCUGUUCCAUUUCUCUGCCUUGAUUUUGACUUCUCUGGGUGAGAACCCUCCUAGCUGUGUCUGCCUUAAAGUCUUGUUUAAAGUCAAAAUCGGAGGGUGGUGGAGUUGGCAGGUACAAAAAAAAAUCUGAUUUAUAUUUUUUACUCCAUGCCUGGAGUGUAAGAAGCACCAGUCAUGAUUAAAGGUAGCAGCUAGUGUUGGGUUCUCUCUCUGAACAAAGGCUUGACCUCAGCGUCCCUGGUAUCCAUGGGAAUGGGAACUGUAGCCCUGAAUGUGAAUAUUUUGGAACAAUAAACAUUAAAGUGAGAAAGUAAAAAUAAUACAAA
Messenger RNA from Rhineura floridana, 1795 nucleotides. RefSeq names its product glycerol-3-phosphate dehydrogenase 1 (gene GPD1). Gene Ontology annotation, biological process: glycerol-3-phosphate catabolic process; carbohydrate metabolic process. The transcript has 8 exons. Lineage: Eukaryota; Metazoa; Chordata; Lepidosauria; Squamata; Rhineuridae. The record is from RefSeq and is a predicted model, not a curated record. Gene Ontology annotation, cellular component: glycerol-3-phosphate dehydrogenase (FAD) complex; cytosol. The coding region runs from base 71 to 1120 and encodes 349 amino acids. Gene Ontology annotation, molecular function: glycerol-3-phosphate dehydrogenase [NAD(P)+] activity; protein homodimerization activity; NAD binding.